AUGCUAGAAGGGAAUGAGAAGAAGACGAGCAAAAAAAAAGAAGAAGAAGAAGGGGGGAAAUACAAUGACCACGGGAUGGCAGAGAAGCGAAGGUCAGGGGGAAAAACUGCAGGCAAGGCAGAAAUGAGUGGGAAAAGCCAGUUGGGGAAAAAGAAAGAAAAACGGAUGAUAGGAAAAAGAAAGAAAGAAAAAUGA
Trichophyton benhamiae CBS 112371 is the source of this 195-nucleotide messenger RNA. RefSeq lists its product as uncharacterized. The transcript has a single exon. The coding region runs from base 1 to 195 and encodes 64 amino acids. The record is from RefSeq and is a predicted model, not a curated record. NCBI's taxonomy places the organism in Eukaryota, Fungi, Ascomycota, Eurotiomycetes, Onygenales, Arthrodermataceae.